Messenger RNA from Phytophthora infestans T30-4, 1869 nucleotides. Its product is annotated as peroxisomal acyl-coenzyme A oxidase, putative. The record is from RefSeq and is a predicted model, not a curated record. Gene Ontology annotation, cellular component: peroxisome. Lineage: Eukaryota; Oomycota; Peronosporomycetes; Peronosporales; Peronosporaceae. Bases 1 to 1869 code for a protein of 622 amino acids. The transcript is spliced from 3 exons. Gene Ontology annotation, biological process: fatty acid beta-oxidation using acyl-CoA oxidase; lipid homeostasis. Gene Ontology annotation, molecular function: acyl-CoA oxidase activity; FAD binding; fatty acid binding.
AUGGAGCUGAAAGAUCUGACACCUCUGCUGCUGCAGCGCGAAAGAGAGUCGAGUGAUGUGGAUGUCGAGUUGCUGACAAACACUCUCCGUGGUGGCCAUGCUGCCAACCGAGACACAGCCUUUCAAAAUCACACGCAGCGAUACGUGAAGCUCAUCCAGAGCGGUAAAGUGGACAGUGACGCCCAGCAGAUCAUGUACGAUGUUAUUGGCGAGAAGCUCCCGAUCCAAGUACACCGCUCCAUGUUCAACCCGACUUUAGAGAACCAAGCGGACGACGAGCAACAAGCUCAUUGGCUGCCUCUCGCCACGUCGUAUCGGAUCCUUGGAGCCUACGCACAGACGGAAUUGGGUCACGGCUCGAACGUACAAGGUCUAGAGACCACAGCUGUCUACGAUAAGGGGAAACAAGAGUUCGUCAUCAACUCCCCCUCUUUAACGAGUCGCAAAUGGUGGCCUGGAGGGCUAGGAAAGACUGCCACGCAUGCCGUUGUGCACGCACAGCUCCGUAUUGACGGUGUGCACCACGGUGCUCAAGCGUUCAUUGUCCCUCUACGCUCUCUAAAAGACCACAAGCCGCUACCUGGUGUGGAAGUGGGUGAUAUCGGUCCAAAAGUGGGUUUUAAUUCACUCGAUAAUGGGUACGCUGUGUUCCACAGCGUGAGAAUUCCACGACGAAACAUGCUCAUGCGCUUUGCCAAGGUGUUACCAGAUGGAACAUUUAUUAAACCGCCGAGUUCCAAGCUCGUAUACCUCACUAUGACACAAAUUCGCGCGUACUUGAUCCUCAAGCUCGGGCUCGCUCUUGGAGCUGCCACGACCAUCGCCACCCGCUUCAGUGCUGUCCGUGCUCAAGGACGUAAAGUAAGUGAUAAUAACCUCACGUUAACGAGCGAGACCCCGGUGCUGGACUACCAGAACCCGCAACACGCUCUGCUGCCAUUAGUGGCGCUAUCCUACGCAGCCAAUUUCGCUGGACGGUCAAUGGUUGACAUGCACGAUAAAGUGCUAGCUAUGGUCACCAGCGGUCAGAGCGAUUUCGCUACUCAGUCGGCUCAGCUACACGCCAUCUCGUCCGGAUUAAAAGGGUGGCUAGCGGACCGUGUGAACGACGGCAUCGAACACUGUCGUCGUCUCUGUGGAGGCCACGGUUUCUUACAGAGUAGCAAUCUGGCGCAUCUCUUCGCUGAGACUGCGGGAUCCUGCACGUAUGAAGGCACAGCCGACGUGCUAGUUCAACAACACGCUCGCUAUCUGUUGAAGGAGUUAUCGAGCAUUGCCACGGCUCAAAACGAACAGUUCGUAGGCUUUCUAAGUCGCAGCGACUACUACUCGAGCCCGAAGCUACGAUGCAGAGCCAAGAGUUCGGCAGAUCUCGGUAGCUUGAAGGUGCUGAUAGAGGCGUUUGAGGUUCGAGCAGCUCGCUCUAUUCGAAAUCUGUCGCGUGCGAUGAAGAAGUCAAACGACAACGCGAAUGCGUGUAUGGUACUGAUGACUGCAGCGUCGACGCAUCACACGGAGUUGUUGCUGCUUAAGUGGUUUAUCGCGGGAGCUGCAUUGUUGCCCGUGGGGACGACAAAGAAUGCCGUGACGCAGUUGUGUCAGCUUUUUGGUGUUUGGCUUCUGGUCAAUGGCCUUGGCAACUUCCGUCAUGACGGCUACUUCUCAAGUGCGCAAGCAGAUAUGGCGCAUCAUCAACUGGCAGCGAUGUUGCCGCUAGUUCGCCAGAAUGUUGUGCGAUUGACAGAUGGCUGGAACUUUAGUGACUUCGAGCUCAACUCGACACUUGGUUGCUUCGAUGGAGACAUCUACCGCUCUUCCCCGGAUGGAUACGACAAAUAUCUUCGUCCACUCAUCCAGUCUUCGCUCUAA